Messenger RNA from Neltuma alba, 732 nucleotides. Its product is annotated as nudix hydrolase 16, mitochondrial-like. Lineage: Eukaryota; Viridiplantae; Streptophyta; Magnoliopsida; Fabales; Fabaceae. Gene Ontology annotation, molecular function: pyrophosphatase activity. Bases 187 to 732 code for a protein of 181 amino acids. The transcript has 4 exons. The record is from RefSeq and is a predicted model, not a curated record. Gene Ontology annotation, cellular component: nucleus; cytoplasm.
GAGCCAUUGGCUGAUGCUUCGUUGCGUUCGGUUACUAUCGCUGAAAAGAUAUGCGGCAUUGUGGAAUGGUUUUCUAGUGCGAACUUGAGCACUGUCGGAUUCGUCUGAUCGGAUUGCCAAUGGUGAAGAGCCCUUCGGAUUCGUGAAUACUGAAGACUGCGAUUGUUAUUGUUUUCGGUCUUUAUUAUGUCUGAUUUGGUGGCCCGUACGGGUCGGCUUAAGCAGCGGUAUGAGAACGGAUAUCGCCUUGUCGCCGGGUGUGUUCCAUUUAGGUAUAGAGGUUCUGAUGUUUGUGAUUCUAAUUCCGGGAAGACUGUCGAAGUCCUUAUGAUUAGCUCACCUAGUGGACCAGGCCUUUUGUUUCCAAAGGGAGGUUGGGAGAACGAUGAAACUGUUGAGGAGGCAGCUAUAAGAGAAUCAAUUGAAGAAGCAGGAGUUCGAGGAGACCUAAAGGAUUUUCUUGGGUACUUUGAGUUUAGGAGUAAGACUCACCAAGAUGAGUUUAAUCCAGAAGGAUUGUGCAAAGCAGCAAUGUUUGCAUUGUUUGUCAAGGAAGAGCUUCAUUCAUGGCCUGAGCAGAAGUUUAGAAAUAGGAGUUGGCUGUCUCUAUCAGAAUCAUUUGGAAGCUGUCGACAUGCAUGGAUGAGGGAUGCUUUGGAUUGUUUCUGCAAAUGUCAUGAGUGUGGGUUGACGCGCAAGGGACAAUUUUCCUUGAGUUCAAAACUAGAAUAA